AUCAUGUCUGUCUUCAAUUCUUCUGUCCUUUAUCCUAGGUUUCUUUUAACAGGUUUCCCAGGAUUAGAGGCCAUGUAUGGUUUGAUCUCUGUCCCCAUCUGCCUGGUCUACAUUAUUUCCAUUGCAGGAAAUAUAACUAUCCUCUUCAUCAUUCGAACAGAGCCCUCGCUCCACCAGCCCAUGUACUAUUUUCUCUCAAUGUUGGCUAUGACAGACUUGGGACUAUCUACUACUACACUGCCUACUAUGCUCAGUGUCUUCUGGUUCCACUCCCGUGAGAUCCCUUUCAAUGCUUGCUUGAUUCAGAUGUACUUCAUCCAUGUGUUUUCAAUCAUUGAGUCUGCCGUGUUGCUGGCCAUGGCAUUUGAUCGUUUUGUGGCCAUCCGUGAACCCCUGCGUUAUUCAACCAUCCUUACCAAUGGGGUAAUUAUUGGGAUUGGGCUAGCCAUUGCUGGAAGGGCUCUGACUUUGGUUUUCCCAGCUUCCUUUCUCUUGAAAAGGCUACAAUAUCAACCCAUAAAUGCCCUCUCUUACUCUUUUUGUCUGCACCAGGAUCUCAUUAAAAUGACAGUAUCCAGUCGUAGAAUUAGCAGCAUCUAUGGCCUCAUGGUGGUCAUCUUUUCCAUGGGACUAGAUUCGGUAUUGCUUCUCCUGUCCUAUAUGCUCAUCCUGGCCACAGUGCUAAGCAUCGCUUCUAAGUCAGAGCGUGUCAAAGCCCUCAACACCUGCAUCUCUCAUAUAUGUGCUGUGCUUACCUUCUACACACCCAUGAUUGGUUUAUCCAUGAUCCGCCGCUAUGGACAGAAUGCCUCCCCAAUAGUUCAUGUGCUGAUGGCCAAUGUCUACCUUCUUGUUCCUCCACUUAUGAACCCUAUUGUAUAUAGUGUUAAGACUAAGCAGAUUCGCCUGCGUAUCCUCAAGAAGUUCAAAAAGCAGAAAGGAUAGGGAGACUCACAGAUUCCUUCCUUAAUAAUACUGAUUAUGUCUUACCUUUAUAUGGCAAUUACUCUUGUUUUUUCAAUAAUUUUGGAAAAAAUAUAA
Gracilinanus agilis (Agile Gracile Mouse Opossum) is the source of this 1041-nucleotide messenger RNA. Its product is annotated as olfactory receptor 51G2-like. Gene Ontology annotation, biological process: G protein-coupled receptor signaling pathway. NCBI's taxonomy places the organism in Eukaryota, Metazoa, Chordata, Mammalia, Didelphimorphia, Didelphidae. Gene Ontology annotation, cellular component: membrane. The record is from RefSeq and is a predicted model, not a curated record. The transcript has a single exon. Gene Ontology annotation, molecular function: olfactory receptor activity; G protein-coupled receptor activity.